CUAUUGUUCUUUUGUGCUAACCAUGUAGCAAGAACCUAAAAGACAUACCAUUCUGUUAUGUCAAAGAAGAGGAGUGGAUACUAGGUCUUACUACGAUUUUCCAUCGAUAACGCAAUGUAUGCGAUUCAUAAUUGAGACGUUUCAGAAUGAACUGAAGCGACUGAAUCCUACCAUGAAACAAAUAAAGUAUGGAGUAAAUGACAUUUUUAAUUACAUCGAUACGUUCAGCGAGUUUAACAUGCUUUGCUUUGAUCGAUCUUGGGGUGGGUAUGCUCCUUAUGGAAAGCAAGAUAUUAAGAAUAAGCUUCUGCAGUAUUUGAAUUCCAUUAACUAUUCUUCAUGUGUUUGUAACAAACAGUUGGCUUUUGUGUUUAUUUUAUAUCACCAUAUCACCAAUUUCAUCUAA
Molecule: messenger RNA, 406 nt
Organism: Blastocystis hominis
Lineage: Eukaryota; Bigyra; Opalinata; Blastocystidae
Exons: 3
Coding region: 119-406 (95 amino acids)
Source: RefSeq, a predicted model, not a curated record